AGUGUCCCAGGGGCCCCUCUUGCCCUCGCAUGGAGGGGACCCCGGAGUACCCGGCGCCCGAUCUUAGGGAUGUGGAGGGCAAGCUGGGUCGAAAGACUCCCGAAGGGCUGCUCCGCAGUUUGCGAGGCGAGGGAGAGCCAGUCUCCGCGCUGCUGCUGCCUCCCCAAGGGACGCCAGAAACCGGCCACCGCCACGGCCUCGGCGACAAGGUCACGGCGCUGAGGCUGGAGCUGGCUUACCUUCGAGCUAUUGAUGUGAAGAUAUUACAGCAGCUGGUCACAGUGAAUGAAGGCAUCGAGGCGGUCCGGUGGCUACUGGAGGAACGAGGAGCCCUGGCUAGCCGCUGCAGCAGCCUCACCAGCAGCCAGUAUAGCCUAACGGGUGGCAGCCCAGAACCCUGCUCCCACAGGGGCAGCUGGGAGAGCCUACCUGACCCCACUCCCACCUCCACCACAGCUGCUGCUGUUGACCGACUGGAUAGUGUCUCCAUUGGGAGCUACCUGGACACACUGGCCUCGGGGGCUGAGCCCGAUGAUGAGGGCCUCUCAGAAGCUGGCACCCGACACUCUCGGCCUGGCAUGGCUUGGGCAAAGGCUCCUGCCUCAGAGGAGAGGCCCUGGACAGAGGCUGACACAGCACUGGGGGUCCGGUCUGGGCGAAAGCCUCCUGGAGAGGAGGUCCCUGAGGAUGCCAGGCCUGACCUCAGCUAUGGGACUCACUGGUACUGGGGACAGUGUCAGGAUGAUGUGACAUUCUUGUAGCAGCCCCAGGCCUCUCAUCUCCCUCGAUCUGUCCCCUGCUCAUUCUCUGAAAUGAGGAGAUUGCAUAGUUUCAAAGGUCCCCUUCCAGUUUUAAAGUCUAAGAUCUGAAGGCUUGGGGGAAGAGUUUGGAAACUAGGUCCCAAGAUGCCUCUUAGAGCAGCCUCUCCUCUGCCCCAUAAUCCUUCCCUCAUAAGAGGUACCAUUUCCUAUGUUCUGUCCUCCUCCUUCAGGGAGCCACCCUGAUGGCAACACUGGCUGAGUGAGGGCCCUGCCUGAUUUAGGAGAUGCUGGUGAGACUGGCACUAGAGGGAUGCUAUUAUUGCCCCCUUUUCCAAGCUAGACUCCCCCAGGCAUUAGAUGGGGGUGGGGUGGGAGCAGUGUGGAAGCUUUUCCCUAUUCUCUACAAAUCUGCCUAGAUUGCUGGGUGGUAACUCCCUCCUUCCCUGUAUCAGGGUGAAAGGCAACUGUCUCUGGAGAAGGUGGGAGCCCACCACCUGGGGGCUAUCUCUUCCCAUUACCUGAAGGAUUGGCAAUCCUGACUAGGUCCACAUCACCUCCUGGUCAAGCUUCAGAACCUUGACCCUUCCUGGGAGUGACAAGCCCCUGCUUCCUGAGGGCUUCCUCUUCCUAGGAAUAAUGCCACAGAACUCUCCAUUGGGGGAGCCUCGUUUCCAAUUGGUCUCACCCUCAUCAGCAAUUGGGGGGAAUCUUCAUGCUGGCGUUCCUUUCUUCCCAGUGAUGGAGAGGAUUCUGCCUCAGUGGCUGAGCUUGGCCUAACCUGGUUCUCCCCUUCUCCCACCCCCUCCUCCACACCAUUUGUAUGCCAAUUCAUGACCCUUGGUCUCUCUGCCCCUUCUCAGUGCCAUGGGUCUUGAGCUUCAGGGCCAGGGGGGAGGGUUAGGUUAUUUGAGGAGAGAGGGGAGGGGAAAAGGCUCACAAUACUCAGUUUCAAUAAAGUCUAUUGUUGCCUGAGCCUGUUCUGCCCACAUGG
Gracilinanus agilis (Agile Gracile Mouse Opossum) is the source of this 1752-nucleotide messenger RNA. RefSeq names its product leucine rich adaptor protein 1 (gene LURAP1). The record is from RefSeq and is a predicted model, not a curated record. Bases 30 to 761 code for a protein of 243 amino acids. Gene Ontology annotation, biological process: positive regulation of cytokine production; positive regulation of canonical NF-kappaB signal transduction. The transcript has 2 exons. NCBI's taxonomy places the organism in Eukaryota, Metazoa, Chordata, Mammalia, Didelphimorphia, Didelphidae.